UUUACAAUGCAAAGUUCAGAUCAGAAAUCUUAACAAUCAGCCCAAAGUUGACUGCAAAAAAAAAAAAAAUUAAAGGUCCUGCUGGUUUCCAAUUUCUUAGCAUCAUGAACUUAGAUGAUGACACAAAGUGGCUCGAGUGGGUAGCCAAACAGUUUGAAAGUAUCGCCGGGGAAGAUAAAGAGAUCGACCUGGACGAAUUCAAAGCUGCUCUCAAGGUGAAGGAGUCCUUUUUCGCUGAGCGUUUCUUUGCUUUGUUUGACUUGGAUGGAAGUGGCACCAUCAGUUUGGACGAGCUGCUGGAGGCCUUGAAGCUGCUGGUACAUGGAAGUGAAACAGACAAACUCCGGUUCCUCUUCCAAGUUUAUGAUGUGGAUGGCAGUGGGUCCAUUGAACCUGAAGAAUUGCGCACGGUCUUGGAGUCAUGCUUGAAGGAGAGUUCAAUAUCUUUGCCAGAGAAGAAGUUAGAUGACCUCACGCUAGCCCUUUUCGAGUCGGCUGACUCUGACAACAGUGGGUCCAUCACCUUUGAGGAGCUCAGGGAGGAGCUGGAGCGCUUCCCAGAGGUCAUGGAGAACUUAACCAUAAGUGCUGCAAGCUGGUUAAAGCCCCCCACUGCUCUCAGGAAGAGCCAUGCACCACGCUACCUGCGCCCAGCCUAUUGGCAUAACAACAGGAGCAAGCUUCUCUUCCUGGGCAGCUACCUGUGCGUGAACAUCCUCCUCUUCACCUUUGCGGCCUUGAAGCAUGUUGACUCUGGCCCCUGGAUCAUGUUGGCCAAAGGUUGCGGUCAGUGCCUGAACUUCAACUGUGCAUUUAUAGUGGUGCUGAUGUUGCGCCGAUGUUUGACCUGGUUGCGGGCUACCUGGUUAGCCAGGCUUCUGCCUCUAGACCAGAAUGUCAUUCUGCACCAGCUAAUGGGCUAUGCAGUGGCGGUUCUAACAGCGAUUCACACAGGGGCCCAUGUGGCCAACUUUGUGAGAAUGUCUCAGAUCAAAGGCACUUAUCAGCUUUGGGAAUACCUCUUCACCACCCGGCCUGGGAUUGGCUGGAUUUAUGGAACUGCCUCCCUCACAGGUCUCGUGCUGCAGCUCCUCAUCGCCCUCAUGCUGGUGUGCUCUAGCACUUUUGUCCGCAAGGGUGGCCAUUUUGAGGUCUUCUACUGGACUCACCUUUCUUACAUCUUCAUUUGGGCUUUGCUAAUUGUCCACGGUCCUAAUUUUUGGAAGUGGUUUGUGGUGCCUGGAUUUCUUUUCCUCUUAGAGAAGAUCUUCGGUGUUGCCAUGUCACACGUUGGAGGACUGUACAUAGUAGAAAUCAACCUCUUGCCCUCAAAGGUAACUCAUCUGGUGAUCAAGAGACCUCCGUUUUUCCACUACAAACCUGGUGACUACGUGUACCUGAAUAUUCCAGUCAUAGCCAAGUAUGAAUGGCAUCCAUUCACCAUCAGCAGUGCUCCAGAGCAAGCAGGGACCAUCUGGCUGCAUAUACGGUCCCUGGGACAGUGGACCAACAGGCUAUAUGAAUACUUCUGGAAUCAACAGGAGUGUCGUGGCCACAGGUCCGAAUGGCUGGACAGAAAGGCAAAGAAGAAAAACAGGUCCCAGAAAUGGGUGCAGAUUCCUGGCAGGCUUAUUGAGAAUCAGAGACUCUGUAACAUCAAGUGUUACAUCGAUGGUCCUUAUGGGACUCCCACGCGAAGGAUCUUCACAUCAGAGCAUGCUGUUCUGAUAGGAGCAGGAAUUGGGAUUACACCCUUUGCCUCCAUUUUGCAAAGCAUCAUGUUCAGACACCGUAUGCGAAAGCAAACCUCUUCUAGCCAGGAAAACAUGAAGCUCCUGAAGGUUGACUUUAUCUGGAUCAACAGAGACCAAAAAUCAUUUGAAUGGUUUGUAAGCCUGCUGACCCAGCUGGAAAUCAAUCAGGCCGAAGAAGACCCUAGCAACUGCUUCUUGGAGAUGCACUUGUACAUGACCUCUGCGCUCGGCAAGAAUGACAUGAAGGCUAUUGGCCUGCAGAUGGCGUUAGAUCUCCUAGCCAAAAAGGAGAAGAAAGACUCCAUCACGGGCCUCAAGACAAGAACCCAGCCGGGGCGCCCAGAUUGGAACAAGCUUUUUCAGAAACUAGCGAAAGAAAACAAAGGCAAGGUCCACGUCUUCUUCUGUGGCUCUCCAGCUCUUGCCAAGGUCAUCAAAGCUCAUUGUGAGCAGUUCAACUUCCAGUUCUUCAAGGAGCACUUUUAAGCAGCAUCCCCGGGGGCCAUCCUGGACUGAGAUGUUAAGGCUGCAAGU
Molecule: messenger RNA, 2288 nt
Organism: Zootoca vivipara (common lizard)
Lineage: Eukaryota; Metazoa; Chordata; Lepidosauria; Squamata; Lacertidae
Source: RefSeq, a predicted model, not a curated record